This is a messenger RNA of Clonostachys solani, 1698 nucleotides long. Lineage: Eukaryota; Fungi; Ascomycota; Sordariomycetes; Hypocreales; Bionectriaceae. The record is from the annotation of a GenBank genome assembly.
AUGCGUUCGAAGAUCUGCACCGCCCUCGUUUGGCUGGCACACCUUGCCACGGCUCAGUUUAGCCUCAAACCAACGACUAAGACGUCGAUUGCCAAGACGUCCUAUGGCACUAUCAUCACCGACAACAUCACUGAGACUGGAAUCUCGGUGUUCAAGGGUAUUCCAUAUGCCAAGCCUCCGGUUGGUGACUUGCGAUGGCGUUCUCCUCUUCCGCCUGAUGCUUCGGCUCAGCCGAUUAAUGCAACCGUCGGUACGACAUCCUGCUGGGGCUUUGCUGGUGACAACGUUACCGAGACAACCUCCGAAGAUUGUCUGUAUCUGAAUGUCUGGACCCGGGCCAAGACUGCUUCGGAGCGUCUGCCUGUCAUGGUCUGGGUGCAUGGCGGAGGCUUCAAUUUCGAUUCAGGACUCAACCCUCUAUUCGAAGGUGUGCACAUGUGCCUGAAGGGUGUCGUUGUUGUAACUAUCAACUACCGCCUGGGAAACUUUGGAUACUUGGCUCAUCCCGCUCUCGAUGCAGAGGAUCCCGUUGGGAACUCUGGCAAUUUCGGGCUUCAGGAUAUCAUGCAAGCCUUUCGAUGGGUGAGAGGCAACAUCGAGGCCUUUGGCGGUGAUCCAAAAAAUGUCAUGGCUUUUGGCGAGUCGGCUGGAGCGCACGCACUUCCCAUACUCAUGGCAUCGCCUCUUAGCGAGGGCUUGUUUGACAAGGUGAUGUGUUCGAGCGGUACUUACUGGGACUCCGAGCAUGGCAACAUGGAGAGCUUUGCUCAGUCCCGCCAGAGAGGGUUGAACUGGUCUGAUUCAGCCAUACGGCCCAAUGCAACACUUGCAGAGCUGCGAGGUAUGCCGGCAUAUUUGGUCCAGAACACGAGCUUGUGGAACAGCUUUGAUCCUGCCAUUGUCGCCUUUAGUCCCAACAUUGACAACUAUGUCAUCCCCCAGUAUGCCCCAAGCGUUUUCAGUUCCGGAAAGCAGGCGAGGGUGCCUUUUCUCGCCGGAUUCAACGCCCGGGAGGACACUCUAUUCCAGCAACGGGCGUUGGAGCAUGGCACUGCUGAUUUGUUCAACGAGCGCCUCUUCUCGUGGCUGAACAUGUCAGGGCUUCCUGAAGCUACGAUCAGAGAUGGCAUGAGCAAGUAUUUCCCUGCCACAUCGGACAUCCAGGCCGAAGACUCAGCUUUCCUUUGGACUGGAGAUAUGGUAAUCCGACAGCAGACUUGGGAGGCGAUCCAUGAACAUGAGAGAACCACUGGCCAGCCGAGUUGGCUCUAUGUUUUCAACUUUACUUCGGAGUUCAACCCAAUCCCUGGACAUGGUCAGGAUUUGCCAUACGACUUUGGAACCCUUAGAGAUUUCGGGCUCUCAACACCAGGCGUCAAACCGUCGCCCGAUGACGCGAAGAUGGCGAUGUAUAUCAUGACCUACUUGACCAACUUCGCCAAGAGCUCCGACCCUAACAAGCCUGACAAUCUCCGUGGCACACUGCCCCAUUGGCCCUCCUACAGCGCGUGCGAGGGGACGCGCGAAUGUCCGAAGAACACCUGUGGUCCUCACCAAGGUCGCAUAUUUGAGCUGGCAAAUCCCACCUCAGUGCAAGAGUUUGACUACAGCCGGUUUCAGUUUAUUCAGAGUCUGAGGACGGACGGUGUUUUCCCUGCUGGCUGGCAUGAUUUUGUCGUGAACUCACUUUCUGAUUGA